Messenger RNA from Stylophora pistillata, 525 nucleotides. RefSeq lists its product as uncharacterized. Gene Ontology annotation, biological process: neurotransmitter transport. The record is from RefSeq and is a predicted model, not a curated record. NCBI's taxonomy places the organism in Eukaryota, Metazoa, Cnidaria, Anthozoa, Scleractinia, Pocilloporidae. Gene Ontology annotation, molecular function: syntaxin binding. Gene Ontology annotation, cellular component: SNARE complex.
GAUGGCUACAUAGGCAAAACAUGGCGACAUGAAAAGUUGAAAAACGCAGUUCGUUUCAGUGUUCAAUGAACGACUGACUUAUUUCGAUGAAAACUUCUUUCAAAAGGGAUGAAUUACAUAGCUAAAUCUGUAGUCUCAAAUAAGCUCUCCUCCGUGGGAAAAAACUUAGGAUGGGAAGAUAAAGAUGAACAACAGGAAGAAGAAGGAGUGUCAGAGAAAGAACUUCGCAAGAUCCAGGAGAACAACGCAGCGGCGAGAGCUAAACGACAAGAACAACACGCCAAACGGAACGCUGAGAGAAAAAAGAAACGCGAUGAAAUACGCGCAAAAUACGGACUGAAAGAGGGUCAAGAUAAGAGCAAUCGCAGUGGCAGUUCCAGCAGUACCAGAAAAACAAGUGUUGAUGAUAGUGAUACUGAGACAGCGAAGGAGAAACAGUGCUCCGUGAUGUAAAGGUGAACAGUUAAAGCAAAAUAUAUUUUGGAAUUUGUGAUACUAUUGUGGAAAAUGGAAUAUUCUACGCUU